AAAUUACCAAUGGAAUGAAGUUUGGACUUUUUUCCUUCUAGAGACUCAGUAGUUUUACCAGCUAGGACGGGUGAAUCUGAAGGAAUUCUCCUCUGGGCUUGCAUUAUGGAAAAUAGCUCUCAGUCCAGCAGUCAACAGGCUCUGUGGAAAGAUGUGGAGGUCGGAAAAGAGAAGAAGACCAGGUAUCGGAGUUACCAGCGAGGAGCCCUGAUUCUAGGGGUGGUCUUCUUGAUGUUAACCCUGGGCAUCUUCAGCCUCAGACACUUCUGGAGCCCAAGUCUGGGGAGGGUUUACGACCAACAUUACAAGGCCAUGCUGGACGGUAUGGAGACAGACAGUAUCAUGGAGAUUGACCCCGCCCACCGCAUUGAGAUCUUCAGGAUGGGGAACGGCAGUGAUGAGGUGCUCGAGGUCCACGACUUCAAACACGGAAUCACAGGGAUCUGGUUCGCCAAACACCAGCGGUGUUACAUCAAGACCCAGACCACAGAGCUUCCCAAAGUGACAGAGGUGGUGACAGUGGACACAGAGCUACUGGUGGUUGAGACAGAGGGCAUAGACAUGCAGGUGAUGGAGGACUCCCAGGUGUGGGUGCCUGCCGAGGAGCCCAUCGCUAAUCCAGCCUUCCUCCUCAACUCCAAGAUCUGGGAGAUAUGCCAGGAGCUGCCCAUCCACUGGAUCCAUCCCUCCCCCAUGAGAGAUGCUGAGUUCCACGAGGUGGAGGAUGAGGAGGACAUACCUGAUGCUGAGGUCAGGGGUAACCGCGUCGCUCGUGACGUCCUGGACCAGGUUCCUGUCAACGACUACAGAGACAUUGGAGUUGAGCUGGAUAACCGUCUGGAUGAUCAUGGCUACUGCUGCCAGCACUGUCGUCGUGGUUACCGCUACUGCCAGCGCUACUACGAGCCUCUGGGGGGGUUCAACCCCUACCCCUACUACUACCAAGGAGGACGUGUCAUCUGUCAGAUCAUCAUGCCCUGCAACUGGUGGAUAGCACGUAUGCUCGGGAGGAUCUGAUUGGAUAGUGGAACUGGAUUCAACUAUGUUUCAGCACAAAUGACAGGUGCAUUCAUUUAAGGCUGGAUUUACACUGCAGUAGGCUUAGUGUCUCAGCAACCGCGAAGAGACUUUAGUGCAUGCCAGAAUUUGUAUUAACUCUAAGCAAGAGUAAGUGACAUUUUGCUUUUGUGAACGCUUGGUAGAGUGUAAACCCAGCCUAGGCCCAUUAUCUUUGAAAAUAAUCAAAUCUACUGUCAGUCUCUCAUAAGUCUAAAUGGAGUUCUGGGAGCAUCUUGGUGAUUUCUCUAAAAGGCCUUGAUGUGUCAUCGGUGUGCUGAAGUGCAAUUUUUCUUUCAACAUGUAUUAAAUCUUUUUUAAAGAAUUUGUAACAGUAGCUAAAGAGCUAGUUUUGGCCGUUUCUCACGGUGCUGCAUUUCUUUCUCAUUUAAUUUCCUUCUUAAUCUUUUUGAUGAGUGGCGUGUAACCGACUUUCUCUUGCUGUGUGGAGCAGACCUAUGUUCAAAUAGUAUUUGAUUUCUUUCAAAUACUUUGAGCUUUUGAUUGAGCUUUCCUGGAGUGCUAGAUCGAUCAGGGUUUGCAUUUUUGGUACUAUCCUGGUGGUCCAAUCGCACAAGACAAACACAGCUAAAGUAUUUGAAAGAAAACAAACACUAUUUGAACCCACGUCUGCUAUGGCCUAUGACAACCAACAAUGUAUUUUAUGUAGAACAUACUGAAGUGCUGUAGCCUGCUCACUCUGUCAAGAGCAUUUAACCCUUUCUCGACUAAAAAAAAUAUAUGUCCUAUUUUUUGUGAAUGAUCUGUUUUGUUUACUACAAUUAGCAUGUUUAACUUGAAAUAUAUAUGUAUUGAUGAGGAGGUAUAUAAACACAGCAAAAAAACUAUCAGAAUGAGUCGACUAAUUAUAAUAAAGCAGCGGCUAUAGAUAUGCUUAAUUAUUUUAAUUCAACUUGCCAAUCUUUAUUUGAUGUAAAGUCAUUAUUGUUAUUUUAAGCAGCAUUGUUUUAACUGUAAUGGCUGUAAAUGACAUAAUUAUGCCACAGCUCAAUUACCAUUAUGUAAUGUGCACAUUUUUCUCCGUUGCUCAAUAGCUCACAGUAAUCAUGCUCUGAACAGUGAUUCUACCGGAAUAGAUAGGCCUACAACCACAAGAGAUACUGUAUGAUGGCUUGACAUGCUUAAGUUAUUAUCAAUUACAUGCAAUUAAAAUGUAUUUUGAUACUAAAAUACAUCUAAUGCUACUCA
Molecule: messenger RNA, 2265 nt
Organism: Oncorhynchus tshawytscha (Chinook salmon)
Lineage: Eukaryota; Metazoa; Chordata; Actinopteri; Salmoniformes; Salmonidae
Product: tenomodulin
Exons: 7
Coding region: 106-1017 (303 amino acids)
Biological process (GO): negative regulation of angiogenesis; negative regulation of endothelial cell proliferation
Source: RefSeq, a predicted model, not a curated record